AUGGAGUGCCGGUCACCGGACAUGUGGCGCGCGUCGUCUGCCGUCGACGUAGCCUCAGCCGUUGGGUUUCCGGAUUUCGGUGUCCGGGCGCUGGAUUGUGGCGAAGGUCGUGUGUCCGACUUUCCGGUGCUGCAGCCACAGCAGCAAAGGUUGUCAGCAACCGCCGUUCACAGUCCGUUUUCCGUGUAUGCCGAUCCCGUUUACGUUGAUUUCGAAAACGGCGACGGUGCCGUCGUCAUUAGCAGCGGCCAUCCGUCCUCCUUGGGCCAGGUCUACUUGGCCGUGUGGUUUCUAAACUCAACGGGUGGUUGUCGCGUUACGUCCUUGUCACGACACGAGAUAAUUUGCGUGCCGAACUCCACUACCACGGCCACCGUUCUCAACCAGCUUCGACGUAUCGUGGUGACCGUGGGUGGGUACGAGUGUGAUGUGCAGAAAAAGUCUAUCAACGCCUGGGACGACGGUAGAAGCGGUAGUCGGUCGCUGCUAUUCACUAGCGUCACUUUCUCCUGUUGCAGUGGAGUUGCCAUCGUUUCGGGGGCGGUGUUACUAUUCGCUGUAGGUGUCUUAUUAUUCCGUGUCAUUACAAAAAAUCGGUACGUAAUAAGCGCGGACACCUGA
Macrosiphum euphorbiae (potato aphid) is the source of this 621-nucleotide messenger RNA. NCBI's taxonomy places the organism in Eukaryota, Metazoa, Arthropoda, Insecta, Hemiptera, Aphididae. The record is from the annotation of a GenBank genome assembly.